AAAGCAGUAAAAAAGUGCAUAUUAAGGGAGCAGAUUUGAAAUAAUAUUUAUACUUAACAAGAAAUAAUUAAAGGUUCAAUGGGGAGACCUAAAGAUUUACGCAUAUGGGAGCACUACCGUACUUUACCAAACAAGUCUGUUUCUUGCAAGCUUUGUAAUAAGGUCUACAAAUUCAGUAAUGCUGCCAAAAUGCUUCAACAUCUUAUCACUUGUCCAAAAUCUCCAGAAACAUUAAAAGACUCUAUGAAACUUAUAAAAGAUAGCUCGUCCAAAACCAAAAUGUCUGGACUGUCAGAGAUAGAGACAAAUGAUUCUUUUAUAAGCCCCUCGUCGUCUGCUAACACUACAAUAAAUGCUGAGUUUCAAGACACCGAUGAUCAUAUAAAAACAGAAUUAGCGAGAGCUAUAUUUGUAACAGGGACGCCACUAUCGAUGGUGCAACAUCCUUUAUGGAUACAAUUUUUCGAAAAAUUGCAACCAAAAUUUAAAAUACCUUCACGUAAAGCUUUAGCGACAAAAUACUUAGAUAAAAUAUAUAGAGAAAUGCGUUUUGAGUUAAAUGAGGAACUAAAUGCUUGUAGUUACUUACACCUUCAGUGCGAUGGCUGGUCUAAUUUAAGAAAUGAAGGAAUAAUAAACUUUCUUAUAUCAAAACCUCAACCUGCAUACGUUAAAAGUUUGAAUACAGAAAGUAAUCCUCACACUAGUGAAUACCUUAGCCAAGAAGUUGAAAAAGUAAUGAAAGUAUAUGGAGCAAAUAAGUUUCUUGUACUUAUUGGCGAUAACGCUAGAAAUAUACAAAAGGCAUUCGAAUUAACAAAACUCAAAUAUCCACAUGUUGUUCCUCUCGGUUGCUGUGCACAUAUCCUUAACUUGUUGUGCCAAGAUAUUGUAAAGAUACAAGAAGUAACUGUGUUUAUUAUGCAAGCCAUAAAUAUAAUAAAAACUGUUAAAAGGAGUCAACGAUUAAGUUCCUUGUUGAUAAAAUCAAGGCAGGGUGAAGAUUCUACACAAACACUAAAAUUGCCUUGUGCUACAAGAUGGGGAAGUCAUGUUACUUCGUUAAAAAGUUUGAAAGCAAAUAAGAUAGCUUUGCAAAUAUUAACAGUUAAAGAAGAUGUGGUAAUUUCAAGAGAUAUUAAAGAUUUAAUUCUAAGUGAUGAUUUCUGGACGAAGACAGGGGAAUGUAUAAGUAUUUUGGAACCAGUCACUGAAAGCAUAUUUUACUUAGAGAGCGACCAGAAUCGUUUGCAUCGCACAUACAUUACAUUUAGAGAUGUACAAGCUAAGAUACGUUUUGCAUUAAAUGAGAUUUCGACAUUGAGCGAAGAAAGCAAACAGCAGAUUCUAACAUCAGUAUCUUCAAGAUGCAAUAUGGCAAUGAGGCCAAUACAUUUUGCAGCAUAUAUUCUAGACCCCAGGACUCUAGGAGUCGAACUUACUCAAGAGGAAGAACUUAAGGGUAUGGAGUUUAUCUACAAUUUAAGCCAACACUUAAGUUUGUCAAAUGUAAUGGCAGAUUUGGCGUGUUAUAAAGCUAAAGAAAACUUUUGGGCCAGAGGAUUUGUAUGGAGCUCAUUAGAUAGCAUUGAGCCCCUAAUAUGGUGGAAAGGUAUUUGUGGUUCCACUGAGUUAAGCAAAGUAGCGAUUCGUAUUCUAUCAGCUCCCUGUACUUCGGCAGCCACUGAGCGUUCCUUUAGUAUCCAAGGCUACAUACAUAAUAACAAAAGAAAUCGACUUACAACUGAAAGAACUGAAAAAAUUUCAUUCAUUUGUUAUAACUGGAAUCUUAAACAUAAAGCUGAAUGCGAGGACAUUCAGUUUAAUGAAGAAAAUACCUUAGAAGCUUUCAUUGAGCAAGUAAAUGAACAUAACAGUUUAGACGAAAUAGAGCCUAUCGAACCUAUACAAUUCAUCGCUUGUAAUAACUCUGAAUCUGACAGUGAUUGACUGUAGUUUUACAUUUUACUUUCAUCUCUUUCUUAAUAAACUCAAAAUCAAAUUAAAAGUUUUUUAUUCUGUAGGCUGCAUAAUAAUAUUGUCUAUGUCCAGUAUAGUGGACGUCUUGCGGCUGAGAUGACGAUGAUGAAGUACAAAAUCAUAAACACCCAAAAAUUUGGGUCUUUAUGGGGUUUAAACCCAAUAAACCCAAAACACCCGGUUUUUACCCACCAGACUUUAAACCCACCCAGGUGGAUUGCCCAUCUCUACAU
This is a messenger RNA of Aricia agestis (brown argus), 2213 nucleotides long. RefSeq lists its product as uncharacterized. NCBI's taxonomy places the organism in Eukaryota, Metazoa, Arthropoda, Insecta, Lepidoptera, Lycaenidae. Gene Ontology annotation, molecular function: DNA binding; protein dimerization activity. The coding region runs from base 79 to 1950 and encodes 623 amino acids. The transcript is spliced from 2 exons. The record is from RefSeq and is a predicted model, not a curated record.